AAGUCCAUGUUAAGAAAGCCUUUCUGCUCGCAGGUUAGGAAAGGAGUGGCAGGUGAAGUUCAGAGCGACAGUCAGCUGUCACCGCAGUGUUCAGAAUGGCGAGAAGGAGGCGAAGCAGAGGGAACAAUGCUCAACAGCUACAGAAUGCACCCAACCGAAGAGGACACACUCAGAGGGCUCUGCGGGAGCCAGCGGUCUACGCUAAGCCAACAGGCUUCAAGUCCGAGGUUCCCCAUGAAAAACUGACAAUUACUCAAGCACGGAAGGGAACACCAGCUAAUCGCCCAGUGAGAGUCUACGCUGAUGGAAUAUUUGAUCUUUUCCACUCGGGACACGCUCGAGCUCUGAUGCAGGCCAAAAACGUGUUCCCCAACACCCACCUGAUAGUUGGAGUGUGCAGUGAUGAGCUUACACAUAAGUUAAAGGGCUACACGGUGAUGACAGAAGAAGAACGCUACGACGCCCUCAGGCACUGCCGAUACGUUGAUGAGGUGGUGCGAGACGCCCCUUGGACCCUCACCCCAGAGUUUCUCAAGAAACACAAGAUUGACUUUGUGGCCCAUGAUGACAUACCAUACACCUCUGCUGGAUCAGAAGACGUUUAUAAGCACAUCAAGGAAGCAGGAAUGUUUGUUGCCACUGAGAGGACAGAAGGCAUCUCUACGUCUGAUCUGAUCACUCGCAUCGUCCGAGAUUAUGACAUCUAUGUCAGGCGAAACCUGCAAAGAGGCUACACAGCCAGGGAGCUCAAUGUUGGGUUCAUCAAGGAGAAUACGUAUCGACUCCAGAACCAAGUGGACAAGAUGAAGGAGACGGUCCGAACUGUUGAGGAAAAGUCGAAACAUUUUGUCAACAGGGUGGAGGAGAAGAGCCAGGACCUAAUUCACAAAUGGGAGGAGAAGUCACGAGAAUUCAUCGGCAAUUUCCUGGAACUUUUUGGUCCAGAUGGAGCAUGGCAUGUAAUACAGGAGCGAAGCGGCCGCAUGCUCCAGGCGCUCUCUCCGUACUCAUCACCUCGUGGCUCCCCCAGCAGCAGCCCCACCAGAGCAAACUCAACGCCUCCGGACUCCCCCACCAGCACUGCCUUUCGGCCUUCCUCCCCUACCUCCGCACACAAAAAGAGAUCACGUUCUUCACCUAAAGUGUCUUCCACAGACAGAAGACCUGUUCAAUAAGCAUUUUGCUGAUCUUAAUCUCUUAAAUUAUGUUGCAUAAUCUCGUCAAUAUCUGAUUGCUUUUGUUAGAAAUACGAUGUACAAAUGGGGUUAUUUAGCAUUUCAAGGUGAGAUAUAAUGUACAUAGGUUAUUGUUGAAGAAAAAUAAGGCUUAAUAUUAUUACAAUAAAGUUUAGUUUGGAUGUCA
Oryzias latipes (Japanese medaka) is the source of this 1362-nucleotide messenger RNA. RefSeq names its product phosphate cytidylyltransferase 1B, choline b (gene pcyt1bb). Gene Ontology annotation, molecular function: phosphatidylcholine binding; choline-phosphate cytidylyltransferase activity. The record is from RefSeq and is a predicted model, not a curated record. Lineage: Eukaryota; Metazoa; Chordata; Actinopteri; Beloniformes; Adrianichthyidae. Gene Ontology annotation, biological process: CDP-choline pathway.